This is a messenger RNA of Aedes aegypti (yellow fever mosquito), 1916 nucleotides long. Its product is annotated as transcription factor grauzone. The record is from RefSeq and is a predicted model, not a curated record. The transcript is spliced from 3 exons. Bases 293 to 1834 code for a protein of 513 amino acids. Gene Ontology annotation, cellular component: nucleus. Gene Ontology annotation, molecular function: DNA-binding transcription factor activity; zinc ion binding. Lineage: Eukaryota; Metazoa; Arthropoda; Insecta; Diptera; Culicidae.
ACUUUAUCGGUUUUUCAGCGAUAAAAAAGACAAGCCGUGGUGGCAUCUUCGCGUAAAUUUCGACUUGUUUCUAAAAAUUAUCGCAAAUUACUAUUGAAAACUUAUUUUAUUAACGUUUAAAGUGUUUUAAAGAUAAGCUCAAGGCAUCAUGCGUUAUAUGAAUGAAGAUAUGUUGUGAAUGCGAAUCAACUCCUCAAAUUUUGCAACCCAAUCUUUUGUUGGGUGUUGUAUAACUACCCUCGCUGUUAGUGUUGGGAAGUGAAAGUUCCAGCUUUGGAGGGUGGAAACAAAAAUGUCCGGAAAGUGUCGUUUGUGCAUGAUGGGAUGUCCCCUUUCCUUUGUGGAGGACGAGGAGCUGCGUUGGAUGAUCGAUAAGAUUUUCUACUUCAAGAUCUUCCGCAAUCCCGGGGAUUUGACGCUGGUUUGCGAAACCUGCCGGGAAACGGUAGCCGGAUUUCACGAGUACGCCGAGAGUGUUUGGAAGAACCAGCAGUUCAUGCGGGCGAGUUCGGUGCCCUCUACCAGUGGAAUCGUAUCAAAGGUUGAGCCAGAUAUUCAUCAUAUUGCCAAGAGGGAACAUAUUGAUGAAGAUCAGGAACCUCCCUUACCGGUUGCGUACCUGGAAACUAGCAUGACGAAUGCGGAGGAUUCCAUGGACGACGAUGACCAGGAUAUUGAUUAUAAAGGAGACCGAGAAUGGCUACUUCCGGACGAGGAUGAAGACCCUAUCGAUGAGCAGGAAGUCAAACCGACCAAGACUCAUAAAGUUGAGUUUGAAAUAGAAGAAAUGGAGGACGUAGAAUACUUGGAAGAAGAGCAGCAAAGGAUGCAGUUUGCCACUCCUAAAGCUAAGAAACCUGGGCCGAGUAAACCAACCAAGCUGCACGAAAGCCCGAAAUCGGAAAUUGAAGAACAGCUCCUGCAGCAUUACAAUUUGUGUUGUGAUCUUUGCAAUCAGCCCUUGAAUGGAUUUGCUGAGCUGAUGAGACACUUCAAGAACAUUCACAACCAACCGGCUUAUUUGAACUGUUGCAACAAGAAAAUCACGAAGAAAUGCUGGAUGAUCGAACACAUCCAAGUGCAUUUGAAUCCGGAUACGUUCCACUGCGCCAUUUGCCGGAAGAGCUACAGCUCUAGUCGAGUGCUCAAAGAGCACACCAAGGAAGUGCACACUCCAAACGAAGAACGCUCCAUUAAGUGCGAAACGUGUCACAAGCCGUUUGCCACCCAGCGUGCCCUCAGUGCCCAUCUGAUGGUAUCCCACGGAUCAAUACCCUGUCCGGAAUGUCACAAGCUACUGGCCUCGCAAGGAUCCCUCAAGAAGCACAUGGUCAUGAUGCACGGCGAGGGAGAACAGCACGUUUGCGAUGUGUGUGCCCGGGUGUUCCGUUCGAAGCCCUGCUUCGACAAGCACGUCAAAAUGCACCUGGGAACGUUCGAAGCCGAGAGGGUUCAGUGUACCCUAUGCAUGGCCUGGCUCACCAACAAGUACUGCCUGAGGCAACAUACGCGCCGCAUUCACACCAACGCGGACGAAGUGGUAUCGUGUGAGAUUUGCGGCCGGGCCCAGCGGAACCAGGUCAUGCUGAGACACCACAUGACCCGGGCCCACGGCGAGAGUCGCUUCGAGUGCGACGUGUGUUUCAAGAAGUUCAAGCGACCGCAUCACAUGAGGGAACACAAAGCGAUCCAUCACACCGGUGAGGACCUCUAUGGAUGCGAUUAUUGUCCCGAGCGGUUUAACAACAAGAACAAGCAGUGCUUACAUCGGAAGACGUGCCACCCGGCCGAGUUCGAAGAGGAGAUGCGCCGACGAGCCAUGAAGGAUAUGUAGAGAUCAGACUUGAAACCGUAAUUUAUAUGUAAGCUAAAAACUAGAGUGCGUUUUUUUCGAUUUAAUAAAUUAUGAAAAGUAC